UCUCGGAACCUUUCUGUUGGGGAUCUUUUGCAGUGGGGACCGGAAAAGAGGAGGGUCCUUUGGGACUUUGUUGGGCGGUCGUCCGUUGAGCGGCUCUGGGGGUCGCUUUUUAGGAGUGCUGAGGCCUGGUUUCCGGGCACGCAAGAUGACAGCCCGCGCCUAACCUCGUCGCCGGAGAACUAUCUCAAUGGGACUCAACCAGUAAAACAAGGGAUUUUCAGUGAAUACAACAUCAUGUGGUUCAAAUCCUAUAGGAUGGCUUUUACCUGCUUGAAUAGGCUGAAAAAUUACAGGUACCCUUGGACAAGGCAGUACAGUACUUCUCAAACCACUGUGGACAGCAGUGAGAUAAAAACCUUCCUGACCCUGGCUCAUAAGUGGUGGGAUGAACAAGGAGUGUAUGCACCUCUUCAUUCUAUGAACGACCUGAGGGUACCAUUUAUUAGAGACAAUCUUUUAAAAACAGUUGCUAAUCACCAGCUAGGAAAACCCUUGUCUGGGAUGAAGAUUCUUGAUGUUGGCUGUGGUGGUGGAUUGUUAACUGAACCUCUGGGUCGGCUUGGGGCUUCAGUUAUUGGAAUUGAUCCUGUGGAUGAGAACAUUAAAACAGCACAGUGCCAUAAAUCAUUUGACCCAGUCCUGGAUAAGAGGAUAGAGUACAAAGUGUGUUCCCUGGAAGAGAUUGUGGAAGAGACUACAGAGACAUUUGAUGCCGUAGUAGCUUCUGAAGUUGUAGAACAUGUGAUCGAUCUAGAAACAUUUAUACAGUGCUGCUAUCAAGUGUUAAAACCUGGUGGUUCUUUAUUCAUUACUACAAUCAACAAAACACAGCUGUCCUAUGUCUUGGGAAUUGUUUUUUCAGAGCAAAUUGGAGGUAUUGUACCAAAAGGUACUCAUACCUGGGAGAAGUUUGUUUCACCUGAAAAGCUAGAGAGCAUUCUGGAAUCAAAUGGUCUUUCAGUCCAAAUUGUGGCAGGAAUGGUCUACAACCCCUUCUCAGGUUACUGGCAUUGGACUGAAAAUACCAGCAUUAACUAUGCAGCUCAUGCUGUGAAAUCCUGGAAUCAGGAAAACCCGGUAUCUGCCGAGCUUGUUUUAAAAGGAGAAACAGAAGAAUUCCAAGCUGAAGCCUCCACCAACCCAGAUGUGCAUGAAAAGCUGAAGAAAUGAAUUACUUUUAAGGACUCUAGCAAUAUGACUUGAAAUUCUGAUGCUUACAAGUAUAAAAAAUAUAGAAUUUACCCUUUGAGAGAAGAUCAUAAAGAAAAGAAAUAAUGAGGACUAAAAGCUU
This is a messenger RNA of Talpa occidentalis (Iberian mole), 1291 nucleotides long. It is a transcript of the gene COQ3, whose product is annotated as coenzyme Q3, methyltransferase. The transcript is spliced from 7 exons. Gene Ontology annotation, biological process: ubiquinone biosynthetic process. The record is from RefSeq and is a predicted model, not a curated record. The annotation marks the transcript as partial. Lineage: Eukaryota; Metazoa; Chordata; Mammalia; Eulipotyphla; Talpidae. Gene Ontology annotation, molecular function: 2-methoxy-6-polyprenyl-1,4-benzoquinol methyltransferase activity.